ACCGCUCCCCGCGGGACCUUGGUACCCCUUCGCGUCCCCGUGGGCCCAGGGCUGGCGCUGUCCCCAGCCGGUCCUCGGCGUAUGGGACGCAUCCACUCAGAUGCUGAGGUCUGUUCGUCUGAAGUGAAUCUAGUUAAGAACCCUUUACCCUGCUCUGCGGGGGACAUGUGUGUUGUCUGCGGUCGCUGGUAACUGCUGCAUGUGACGGUGGAUCGGAUCAGAAGGAGGCUGAGGAGCCCGCGCCUCCGGCCUGGGGCCGCAGGGGUUCUUGGGACCUCGGGAAGCAUGGCCACAUGCCUGGAUGAAUGAGCUGGGGCGACGGGAAGAUCAGACAGGCGCGGAGCAGCACGGGAGCAGAACUUUUCAAAGGACCGAGUUUUUGAUACUGUAUACCUUUUACGGAGGAGGAUGAUCCCGUCUCUGCCCACCCUGACUGUCCUCAUCCCGCUAGUCUCACUGGCAGGCCUGUUCUACUCGGCCUCUGUGGAGGAAGGCUUCCCCCAGGGCUGCACCAGCGCCAGCAGCCUGUGUUUCUACAGCCUGCUCCUGCCGGUCACCGUGCCGGUGUACGUCUUCUUCCACCUGUGGACCUGGAUGGGGCUGAAGCUCUUCAGACAUAAUUAGUGCCGCCUCGGCCCCACUCGCGGGGACCUGCGUGAUGAGUCGCCCUUGCGGCCGGAGCGUCCUGGUUGUUGGGUUCUGCCCUCUAGCGUUGCAGAUUCUGAUGUCAGUGCGGUAGCAGAAUAUAACACGUUCAAUAAAAUGUCUCGAGGGAGGAACACCACCA
This is a messenger RNA of Peromyscus eremicus (cactus mouse), 787 nucleotides long. Its product is annotated as phosphatidylinositol N-acetylglucosaminyltransferase subunit Y. The coding region runs from base 409 to 624 and encodes 71 amino acids. The transcript has 2 exons. Lineage: Eukaryota; Metazoa; Chordata; Mammalia; Rodentia; Cricetidae. The record is from RefSeq and is a predicted model, not a curated record.